Saccostrea cuccullata (small rock oyster) is the source of this 4391-nucleotide messenger RNA. RefSeq lists its product as uncharacterized. The record is from RefSeq and is a predicted model, not a curated record. Gene Ontology annotation, cellular component: extracellular region. Bases 76 to 4074 code for a protein of 1332 amino acids. The transcript is spliced from 11 exons. Gene Ontology annotation, molecular function: zinc ion binding. NCBI's taxonomy places the organism in Eukaryota, Metazoa, Mollusca, Bivalvia, Ostreida, Ostreidae.
AUCUCCCUGACUGAGGAAAUCAACACAGGAUUUUGUUAUAAAACAUCAGGAUAAAGAAAUAGAUGUCUGCUGUCAAUGAUGUAUAGAGGAGUGUUACAGAAAUCUGUCACAGUGUCCGGUGUUAGUGAGUGUGAUCACAUUUCACACGUGUCUACAGACCGGGUCUGGAUCAGUGAUAAUAAAGGCAAUCUUAUACUGACAAACACAAGAGGAGAAGAACUAAAUCGCGUGACAUAUAUAGCUAGUGUAUUGGGAGGACACACAGUGGACUCUAACGGUGAUUUAAUUUAUAUAGACAGUAGAUUUAACAUCAUUAAACUGUCUACAGAUAACAAAGAUAAGACUACGAUAAUAAAGUACAGCAACACAGCACCAUGGAGACCACAGUGUGUCUACAGCUCCCCCUCCACUGGAGACCUGCUGGUCGCGAUGUAUAAUACUGAUACAUGGCCACGGACAGGCAAGGUAGUGCGGUAUAACUCCACAGGAGAAAACAUCCAGACCAUACAGCACAACAACAUCACAGGUCAGGGACUGUAUAGAUAUCCUAGAUAUAUCACAGAGAACCGCAAUGGAGAUGUUAUUGUGUCUGACUCUCUCCGUCGUGCUGUAGUGGUGACAGAUUGCGAUGGUAAAUACUGGUUCUCCUACACAGGUCCUCCAUCAGGAUCAGGACAAUUACCACUAGGAAUCUGUACUGACGCGUUGUCACACAUCCUGGUGUGUGAUGUUAUCACCCAGUCAGUACAUAUGUUAGAUAGUGACGGUCACUAUCUGACAGAGAUACUGACAGUACAACACGGGAUAGACUUACCACGGGGCCUGAGUUAUGAUGAUGACACUCACCUACUGUGGGUAGGGUCACGGUACAACAACACAGUCAACAUAUACAGAGUGGUAGAUACAGACUCUCUGACUGGACUUCCUCUAGAGGACAUCAAUUGUAAAACACAUCCCAGAAUUCCCCUGGACCAGUUCUGUACCCUAUGUGGUGUUCCCUUGUGUGUGGAGUGUGCCAGCUCUAAGGAUCACAGCAGACAUCAGCUUAGAAAUAUAAAGACAUUGUUUAACAACAUUCACGAGAUAGAAGAUGGAGAUACACUUUUGAUGUGCCUUCUUCUUUCCAAUUCUUACAAAAUAAACAUGAAAGAUGGAAACUGGAUGACCAAAUGUAAUGCUGUUGCCAAAAGCUUUCAUUCAAAGGAAAUCACAAAGCCAUUUGCUCCUACAGAUCUAGAAGAAUACAAACCAUUUCUGAAACACAAUGAAUCAGAGAUCGGCUUUUCAAUUGAGGUCUUCAGACAUUUAAGUUUCCUGAACUUUUCAAAUCGUUUUGGGCUGAACUUUACUGAUAUUUUCUUUACUUGGGCAGAAAAAGAAAACAUAGCUAAAUACUGUAGAUCGUGGAAUUAUCGAAGAGGAGAGGAUGAAGUUUGCUGUUGGUUACUGCCAGAAAAAAAUGAGGAGUUUUUAGAAAGACUUGGAGAAGAUAUUUUCACGCACCCAACAAUGGAGGACCGGUCAUUCCAUGAAGCAGUAUUUAAGAAAUUUGGAAUACCGAUGCAGAUUAUCUUAAGGGGAGACAAAUCAGUGACAAACUUCAUUGAGAAUUUAAAGAAAGGGAAGACAACCAUGUACCAUGCCUCUGGGAUGAUAGUAGGGUGUGCUGGUAGUGGUAAAACAACAUUGUUAGAGAGACUGAAGGGCAUUGACUUGGAGAAAAUAAAGAAAAAUAUCAGUUCAACCCGGGGAGUCGAUAUCCACACAGAUGUCUUUGAUGUAACAGAUAACAUCCAAGCUGAUGAUGAGGAAACGCAGGAAACGAUGGAAACACCUGAUGAUGAGAGUCAUGUCAUUCAUGCAUCAAACAGUGGACAGAUAUCACGAGAUGAUACCAACAUUAAAACUACCUCAUUCUCUCCACAACAAGGUGCCAUAUCAACUUCAAAUUUAGCAGAAGCUACGAAGGAAAACAAAGAUAUUGUUGGCCCAAAUAAUCCAGGAAUUUCAGGAAAUUUGCAGAUUAAUGCAAAAAACAUUCCAGAAUACCCAGAUAAGAAAAUUACAAUGACUGACUUUGCAGGACAGUGUUCAUAUUAUGCCUCACACCAGAUUUUUCUGAGUCCUCGGGCGUUCUUCAUUCUAGUGCUGAAUAUGGAGAAGAAGUUUGAUGAUCAAGUCGGGGAAGAGGUGUGCUGUCAGGAAGGCUCCAUUUAUGAAAGAUGGACACACAGAGAUUAUCUUGAAUUCUGGUUGAAAUCCAUUCACCAAUACAGCAAUGAUAAGGCCCCUGUUCUGCUCAUUGGUACACAUAGUGAGAAAAAAACGGAAAAGGAGAUUAUGUCUUUUUUCCAUGAAAUAUGGGCUACUCUUGAAAUGAAGGACAAGACCUUGCACAGACAUCUCCAUGAGGAUAGACAGUUUGCAGUUGGAUUCCAUGACAAUGAAAGCAUUGAGAAUAUUAAGCUCUCUAUCGUUAAAGUUGUGCAAAAUCUAAAUCACUGGGGAGAAAAACUUCCACUCUCAUGGGUCAUGUUUGAAAAAUUCUUCCAGGAAAAGAAAUCCCAGAGGAUAAUGAAAAAAGAAAUGCUGCUGGCUUUCAAUGAUGCCUUGCCAACAGGUAUAAAGCUCGAAACGGUUAAUGACAUUAAUAUUAUGCUGCAGUUUUUCCAUGACAUCAGAGAAAUUUUAUACUUCAACCAAGAACGACUUGAUGUUGUAAUCAUUCUUGAUGUGCAGUGGUUUGCUAAUUCAUUUAAAAAUGUAAUAACAGAUAGAAAUCAUGCAGAAAAGGAUUUAUGUAGGUUUGCAUCAGACUGGAAAAAAUUUGAUCAAACUGGAGAAUUAAAUGACACUUUGCUUACAGCUAUCUGGGAAAUGAAGGGAAUAGCUUUCAGUGAACACAAAACAAAUGUCAUGCUAUACAUGGAGAAGCUAGGAUUAUUAGCAAAAUUGGAUGACAAAAAAUGGUAUGUUCCCUGUAUGAACAAAAUGCCAUGUCCUGACAAUCUCUUUUCUUCAUGCCCUACCUCAUCCAUUUUCUGCUACGUGUUUGAUGUUCUUCCUGUUGGCAUUUUUCAUCGACUUGUAGCUACAUGCUUGCAAAUUCCCUGGGAAAUUGUUACAGAGAGAGGGAGACUAUGUAUAUACCAGACAGCAGCUGUUUUCUUGUUUAAGGGUCAAAACAUAUUGCUUGGAAUGACUCCCAGGGAAAUUCAGUUACAGGUGUUUGUUAUUGAAGGGAGAGUUGAGAUGUCAAAAUGCCAGGAAAUUAAGGCAGAAAUUGACCGUAUGCUUAAUGUUCUUUCCAGAACUUUCCAAACUGACUUUCGAUUUACGUUUGGGUUUAAAUGCAAAGCUUCGGGAUUCUGUGAUAGCCAAGAAAGUUCUGUGAUCAACGAAUCAGAAUUUACAAAGGCAAUUUUUCAGUGUCCUUCCUGUCCAAUAGGGAGAAAGCACAUAAUCAACUCAAAGAAUAUCACGAAAUAUUGGGUACAGGUAUAUCAUGAUGAAGUUGAGCCCUCGGAAGUUAAAGGUAUACCUAAUAGUUCACCGUUAGAGAGUGUUGGACCAAGUGAAUCACAUCCAAAAGAUAAUUUAGCCAAGAUAGUAAAGUUAUUGCAAGUUGGAACUGAUGCAGUAAGAAUCUGCUUCGAUAAAUUCCUCCCUAAAGAGGAGUUAGAGAAGACUCUGAAAGCCAAUGAAACAGACAUGAGAAGAGGACAGUUCCGAUUCCAACAACCUCAACUAGAGAUUCUCUUCCCUCCUCAAGGUGGAUCCAACACUUGUGUAUCAUCUUUAUCUAUGGACGUUUCCAUCAUGUAUAAACUGUUGAGGAAUUACUCUGACAUUGCUUCACCUGGGAAUGGAUGGGGAAAAGAACCUAGAAUAAUGGAUAUCACAGAGAGUGACGACAUAGAAAGAAUCCGUUUAUAUAGAAAUAAAUACAGCCAUGAUCCAGGAAGUAGCCCAGUAAUGAGUGAUAGUGUCUUUAACAUAAUCUGGGAUGAUCUUUCUAAGGCCAUUCUAAGACUUAGUGGUGAUGUUUUGAAGAGAAGGAUUAGUGAAAUAUAACUGAGUGGAUAAUAAAAAUUCACAAUAUGAACGUGACAACAACAAACAUUUCUAUGAGAAAAAAAGAUUGUCUUCAUGCUGAUAUUCAUUUACAUUUAUUGUAAGCAAAAUGUGCAAUAUUUUAUAGAGGUGAUUUUGGUGGACAAACAAGAUAUUGAUUUUACAAUAACAACAUAAUGUGUAUACCCUUUAUAACUAUAAAAUGAUAUUUUACAUUUUACUCAUCCCUGGAUUUUAUUAUCUAUAUAUCUAUAUAUUGUAAUAAAUUGUGCUUUUGCUCGGUCACAAAUUAUCAUUUAUCAUUAUCGAUAAAUGAU